Messenger RNA from Notechis scutatus (mainland tiger snake), 2381 nucleotides. The record is from RefSeq and is a predicted model, not a curated record. NCBI's taxonomy places the organism in Eukaryota, Metazoa, Chordata, Lepidosauria, Squamata, Elapidae.
ACUUUCUUCCGUUUGUUUCUUUAGUUAAACCCGGGAAGCGCCCCGCCAUGUGCAAAUCCAGCAAGAGUUCCCACGGGCUUCCCAUCACCACCACGGUGGGGGUCGCCCGGGUCCUGCCCAGCGGGAAGGUCUACAGGCAGAUCUUCGACGACGAGAUCAACCUGGUGCAUGCUCUGGGGCGGGCUAGGAACAAGAUCGCCCAGCACAAAGUCCUUCCAGGAAAGAUCCCGUUGGUGAGGGAUUUGGAAAGAAGGACCAGCUAUGGAUUCUUGUCCGAGCGCCAAGAGAUCUGGAGCAAGGCAAUGCCCAACGAUCAGCUCACUGAAAACCCAGUGCAAUACAAGGAGGCUGUGACUCAGGCACGUGCGAAGGCUAAAGAAAGCGAGAGUGUAAUCGCUGCGCGGGAAGUCAGAGGCCUUGCCGAUGUCAUUGUUUCAGAUAAAAGAACCAGCGACAUCGUGGAGCGUAUCUACGAAAACAAAAAGUUGUGUUACGAAGAAGUUGUGGCCCAGUUCAAGCAGGAACUAGCAUGUGUCGGAAAGGAAAUUGAAGAAUGCUAUGCGAAGCAUGGGAAAUUUUUGUUGAUCCAGCUACAAGAAUCGGAUCAGGCUUUUGAAGCCCUUUUUCGUAUGUCUGAAAGCGACAUCACUUUAAUCCCCUACACUAUAGAGGACUUUGAGAAAAUGUGGGCCCAUCUUUUCCAAGAGACCCAGCAAAGAAGGCAGUGGAUUCGAGACCUGGAUGAAGCUUUACACCAGUGUGAGGUGGACCGAGCAGAACAGAUCACAGUGGUAUUGAGCAAAUACACCAAGAUGCUAGAGGACAUCGCCUAUCUCCUAACCUCGGAUGUCCACAGAUUCAUGCACAAGGAAGCCAUGAUGAUCAACCAAGCUCUCCUGGCCAAUCGGAGGGCGACCUCCAAGUUGUUCCUUAACCUGAUGGAGGCCAACCUCAACAGGGAUUCCUUCUAUCGCCAACAGCUGGAAGAGAGGAAGGAGGUCUGGAAAGCCGUGCAGAAGAAACAUAUCAUUUCCAGUUUCCGAGAGUUUAUGGAAAGUGAACGAAUACAGAACCCAAGUGCUGUGAAAAUGGAAUUGGAGAGCAUGCUAGAAGAUCAGCGAUCGCUGGCCCAAAAAAGAAACGAACAUUUAUUUUCCCUGGGCUCUUUGUUGCCUUUGAAGCAUAGCCAGGCCGAAAUCAACGAAUGGUACGAGUCUCUGGUAGAAUUAAAUAAGCGAAUAGAUACUCACAACGUCCAGUCCAUGAUGAGAAUUCGCCUCCAGUAUGAGAAGGUUUGUCAGGAGUGUUUGGAAAAACUCCAAGAAAGCAAGCAAAAUCUGAUCGACAUGAAGAUUUGCACCCCCAAAGAAGCCGAGAAGAUUGUAAACCCCAAUUUCUAUCAGUUAAUCGGGGAGCUGCAGCUUCAAUUUGAAGUCAAGAUAGAGAAGAUGGAUGCUGACUUGGAAUACUUGGUUAAAAACAGCGAAAUCAACUGCAGGCACCUCUAUCAGUACUUCCAAGAUGUCCUGGCCGUCUUCGACGCCCACCAGCAGAAACUCAGCCAACAGGAUAAUGAACUUCAGAAAGCUUUAAACGAUUGUCGUUGCAAGCACGAAAACAUGAACAAGCUAAGGGAAAUGAAUCUGGACAUAGCAGUGGACAAACUCAGGAUGCAAAGCACCGAUGAAAAACUGAAAGCUUACCUCGAGAAGGUUUAUGCUGCCUUGGACAUCAUUCGCAAUGGGUACACCGUCUUCCAUCAAGACCUCUUGUCUAAAGUGAUAGCUUACCCACGCCAUGUUCGGCAUGAGCUUCUUUCCUACAGCGCGGCCAUCAGCCGGUAUUUUUACGUCCUGGGCAGCUACAAAGGGAAGACCUUAAAGAAAUCGGGAGGCACAGAUGAAGGAAGAGGGGAAGAUGGAGAAGCAACCGAGGAGUCCAAAGAGGCAGAAGAAACAGAAGAGAGCGAGGAAGAGCUGCUUCUGGAAGAGGGGGAUGCUGAGGGACCUGAUCGUACCGAAGAGGAGGAAGGGGAAGAAAUGGAGGCCUCUCCUCGCCGGAGCGGCAAGAUCAGCGUCAGUGGAGACGACGUAGAAAGAGCAGCGGAAGAGAAAGUCUUGGGCCCCAGGGCUCAAGGCAGCCCUGAGCCAGACUUGACCAAGAAGGAGUCAGACAAGGAGUCCAAGCGGAAGGAUGUGAUUGUGGAAUUCUUCACCACGUCCAGCGAAAACACCUACAAAGUGGUGGAGCACUUGAAGAAGUCCAAGCUGCGGAAACCAGAGAAAUAUUAUGUGGGGAAACUGAAAAGCAGUUCUCUGCCUUCUUAUGUGGAGGAAGUGUAUCUGUCAGAGGCUUUCUUUAGAGAUGUCAGAAGACAGUAA